Messenger RNA from Nyctereutes procyonoides (raccoon dog), 6113 nucleotides. RefSeq names its product C2 calcium dependent domain containing 2 (gene C2CD2). Bases 1 to 2622 code for a protein of 873 amino acids. NCBI's taxonomy places the organism in Eukaryota, Metazoa, Chordata, Mammalia, Carnivora, Canidae. The transcript has 15 exons. The record is from RefSeq and is a predicted model, not a curated record.
AUGGAGCCUGCCAUCCGGGGCGGCUUCCUCCAUCUGCCCGGCGUGGGCGCGGUGCUGCAGGACGGCAUCAUUAGGGUGGCCCAGGCCAGGCUCCUGGCAGGCUGGCCCCGCCCCCGGCCCGCCCCGGCCCGAGCCUCCUCCGGCCACUGCUGGGCCGCGGGCGGGACGCCCGGGGCGGCGCGCGGAGGAGGAAGCGCGCCCUCCGCGGCCCGGGACCUGCCCAGACGCCGGGCGGGCCCGCCGAGCGCCGCGGCCCCAUUUCCCAGGUGUGCGGGGCCGGGGCGCAUCCCGAGCCGCGCGGCUCCUCCCGCUCGGCCCCCACCCCGCCCCGGGGGCCCCGCCGCGCCCCCUCCACGCCCCCCGCGAGCCCCGCCGGCCGCGCGCUCAUGCCCUGAGCUCGCCGCCCGCGGGCUCUGCGCCCCGGCCGGGGCCGCCCUGGCAACUUGGGGCGAGGCGCGCGGGCGAUGCGCCAUCGCCAUGUCCCGCCUGAGCUCGUGGCUCGGUGAGGUCCAGUGGCUGGUCUUGGUGUCGCUCUUCGUCGCGGCCCUGGGCACCGUGGGCCUGUACCUGGCGCAGUGGGCGCGGGCCAGGGCGCGACCCCGGGCCCCGCGGCGGGCUGCAGAGCCUGGCGAGGGCCGGCGCCCCGAGGGCGACGCGCUGCUCGCCUGGAUCCUGACGCUGCACAGCUGGAGGAGCCAGUGGCAGGCCGCCUGGGUGACCGCCCUGAAUGAUGAGGCCAGACGGAAAGGGGGCCCGCUGCUCCUGUCUUUCCAGGAGGACCCGCUGCAGCAGCCCCUGGAGCUGGCGGUGCAGCAAGUCUCCAGUGUGGCCAGGUCAGCCCGCGAAAAGAUCGUGUCUUGUCACGUGGUGGGUGAGGCCAUUCAGUUCCUGGUCGGCGCGGGGCCCGCGUCCCCUGAAGACACGGGGCGCCAGCUGUAUGGCGCGCGGCUCUCCCCAUUUCAUCUGCAGCUGGAGCUCCACAUGAAAGAGAAGAAGGAGGACAUCCAGAUCAAGUGGUCCUUCAUCCACGCUGCGGAAACGGCCGUCACCGUCCAGUCCAGAGCCCCGGUGCAGGACCGGGUGGCGGAGACUGAUGCGGUGUCCGAAAGCCUCAAGGACAUCCUGAAGCGCCUGGUUACUUCUGUGACCCCGUCGGUGGUCCUGAGCACCAAGCCUGUGGACGUCAGGGAAAUUCAGCGCGCUUCAUCUGCUCCUCAGGAAUCCUGCCCUCCCAAACCUCCAAGGGCUCACGAACUCAAAUUAUUGGUGAAGAACAUCCGAGCCUCGCUGCUGAACGAUCCUGGUGCUUCAGGCAACGUUAGGCCACAGUGUGUGGUCCGGCUGAACGAGCCCGUUCAGAAGUUCAGCGCCCUCGCGAAAACCACGACCGAGCUCGCCUGGGAAGAAGAAUUCACCUUUGAGUUGAAUGUCAAGUCGAAGGAGUUGCACCUGCAGAUUUCAGGGGAUGAGCGAUCCUCAGAAGCUCUCUUGGCAAUGACGGCCAUUCCUUUGGAUUUAUUCAAGAAGCAGCCCUCUGGGCCCCAGAGCUUUACACUGACCGGCGGGUCCUCCUUUGGCGGCUCAGUGUUGGGUUCGGUCACUGCGGAGUUUUCUUACGUAGAACCCAGCGAAGCGAAAUCCUGGCAGACGCCUUCACCUGCUCCCGCUGCAAAGGUAGAAAAAGAUCGCACGGUGAUGCCGUGUGGGACUGUGGUCACUACUGUCACUGCCGUGAAAACCAAGCCUCGCUUCGACGCCGGGAGGGCGUCCCCGCUGAGCUCUGAGUCUCCCGUGAAGACGCCUGUCAAAGUGAAGGUCAUUGAGAAGGACAUCUCUGUCCAAGCCAUCUCCUGCCACGGCGCUCCCGUCAGCAAGACAUUUUCGUCUUCGGACACAGAGCUGCUGGUGCUCAAUGGCUCGGACCCCGUGGCGGAAGUCGCCAUCCGCCAGCUCAGCGAGUCCUCAAAGCUGAAGGUCAAGUCGCCGCGCAAGAAGAGCACCAUCAUCAUAUCAGGGAUCUCCAAGACCUCACUAUCUCAGGACAAUGCUGCUGCCAUGAUGCUGGACUACUCGGCCUCCCUGGACAGCGCCCGCCAGGAGGACACCCCGUCCCUUCUGGGCGCAGCUGCAGCCUCUGCACCACCCGAGGAGGAAGAGGCCUCGGCCCCGCUGGCCCCGGAGCCCCAGGAGCCCCAGGAGCCCCAGGAGCCCCAGGAGAGCGAGCUGGACUCCUGGGACUUGGACAAGGAGUCACAGGCGUCAGCGUGGGGCAGCCAGGCCCCACUGGACCCUGAUGGGGACGAGCUGUCUGAGAGCUCCCUGAGCGUGUCGGAGCCGGGUGCCACCAAGAAGCAUAAAGGAGGCAUUUUAAGGAAAGGCGCGAAGCUGUUCUUCCGCCGGCGGCAUCAGCAGAAGGACCCUGGCAUGAGCCAGUCGCACAAUGACCUCGUGUUCCUGCAGCAGCCGGAGGGAGCCCGGAGGAAGGGGGUGACGCUCACCAGGAUCCUGAACAGGAAGCUGCUCUCCAGGCACAGAAGCAAGAGCGCCGUGAACGGGGCCCCGGUGGACCACGAGGCCGGCGGCCUGCUGCACCCGGAUGCUGGAAGGCGCGGGCCCACCUAGCCGCCCGCCGGCCUGCCGGCCCUAGCUGGGGUUCCCCCGACAAGUUCAUCUCCUAGAGGGGAAUGAGAACCUGAGUCUCGGGCCAGGAGGUUCCCCCCAGAGAAAACUGACAAAGGCCGCUUUGCCACCCGAUGCCAAAGGAGACCCGAAGGCGCUGCCCCGUGGGCUGUGCUCACAUCUCAGAGCUCAAGUCAAAUGUUAGAAAAAGAUUUACGUUAUGAACUAAAGAACAUCCCGUGAUGGACGGUGAUGGGGCAGGUUUGGGGGACUCGAUGGGACCCACCCAGUGCUCGGACACCUGUUACCGUGGGUCCGCGCCUGGACCGCGUCGCAAGGCUGGGGUGGGUGUCCCUCUGUGCUGUCGCUGUGAACGCAACGGGUGGGUCACCUGUCCUCACCGGCUGCUCGGAAUAGGGGUGCAGCUGGCUCUGAGUACAGAGAGGUGGGACACAGGAUUUGGGGUCGAUGGAGAAAUUAUGGUGGUAACGGAGACGGUGUGACUGAGGUAGGACGAUGGUUGCCUUCGACAUUAGCCAUAUAACUUGAAACCGUAUGCAAACACUAAAUCUAUGCUGUGCACACUACGCUGAGCGCUCUGUACGUUUACUUUGAGCCUGUUUGCAAGUGGGAGCUCUAUCACUUCCUCUGUGCUUUUAACAUUUUUCUCUACAGCGUCAGAAGCGCCUCAUGAUCCCAGUGGAGCCGUCGACACGGGGCUUCCCCCCCCAACCCCCCGCUGGCAUACUCAAGUGUGCAGGGGGCCUCCCAAGUACAGCUAGGAGCAGUAAGUGACAGCCCAGCACGGCGACCAUGCGCACGCACACACACACACACACACACACACACACACACACGGGUUUCCUUUAGGACACGGCUGGUUUGCCAAACGUUGCGAGCGGCCGAAACAAAGUACACUGAGGACAAAAGAGAAAAUUAGCGGAGGUCUGGAGGUCUCAGGUACGAGGUGUGAGCCUUAGGGAUGGGCCAAGCUUUGCAUCACACUCCUUUAGGGGGCUCUGGAGAAUUCUGCUGUGUCCCAGGGGGCUUGACACGUCUUGGGGUGUCCUUGCCUUGCUUGCCCGUGGGGACAGGAAAAAGAAAAACGUGGCCCGCUGCAUGCCCAUCCGCGUGCCCUUCACACCACGUUCCUGGUCCACCCGCCUCUCCGUGUGUGCCCGUGCCGCCCGGAGGCCCCGCCUCGAGGGCCGUGGUCGUUCGUGUGAAAAGUUUUGAUGCUUUACCAAGAGUCACUUUUUCCCAGGAAGAUUUGAAAGCCCGUUAUGAAGCCUGACUUCUAUCACGGACACGGAAUCCGGGGAGCUCCUUCCCACAAGCAUGUUUGUCGACCCUUAAAUUAUCUAUUUCGGGGGCCGUGGAGCCACUGCCAAACAAAAACCUUCAUGCAAACAGAAUCCCCCUCACCCCUUCAUCUUGAGGGAACAAAUUCUCAGACGACAUUAAGAAUCUCACUUUGCAAGACACGUUUAGAAAUCCCUUGGCGUCCCCGGAAUUACCAGGUGAUGGUAAUUCCGUAAAAACCUGUUUUUACGGUGGACGUCCUGAGUUUCGUCAGUGUGACACCGCACCGGGCAUUCCGACAUCUAAUAACCACGUCAGUCCCUGCGGGUUCGUAGUCACUACUAGUCUUUUUUGGAACACAUCUGGUCACUCCUAUUUUACCGGGAGGAUUGCUGCCCUUGGGACACUGGAGAAUUAAUUCUACGGGGAUGUGGGGCGUCAGAAUUUCAGGCACCUGAGCAGGACUAAUUCUUAGCACAGUCUUUUGCUUGACUGUGACGUUUGGAUCAACUCGAUUUACUCAAUGUGACGAUAUCAGGGUUUUACUUGGGAGCUCUCUCACUCUCAAAAAUAAUAAUAAUAAUAAUAAUAAUAAUAAUGUCUCCGCCAUUCCCAUUUCCAACGGGCCCCGUGAGCCUUUUGCUCCCUGCUGGAUGCUUUGGUCAAGGGCUCUUGCUAUCUCAACUUCCCGAUGACCUGAGGCCUCAUCCGGGUCCCGUGCAAGCGGCAGGUGGGCUGAGUGUCCCGCGUGCAAGAGCCAGAGGCGUCAAGGAGAUCGUGUUUCUGUGCAUCUGUCGGGCACACGUCGGCAGCUCUGUACCUUUGCGUAGGACCCCGGAGCCCCUCCUCGAGAUGCACACACACGUUUUCUCCAUCUGGGGGCCUCUUCUGAAGUCAGCGGACGGGGACGAAGCAGGGAGCUCACGAGCUGAGCAUGAAGGGUGCGUGCACGCGGCACCGAGAGAUCACGGGCCUGCGGAUCCUGCGAGUGCCGCCCUCCUGGCCGUUGACCCCGACCGGUGCCUGUGCGGUUGGGGGUCUCCGCGGCAAGGACACGUCACGAUCCACCAGAUGCCACGCACGCCAGCCUGCAGAUCACCUCAUUCCCUUGCCUUUCCGUGUGUGUGAGUGGCCGCGGGGCUUUUUUUGUUUCGCCGUCACGAUAUUUUUGCAGGGCAGUGUUGCAAAGUGAGGUCUCCCGAACGCUAAUAGGAGCGUGUGUCUGUCUGCGCGGCUGGGACCGGGCCUCACGUGGGCGGUCGCGAGCUCUGUGUUCAAGGACGUGCCUGGGUUCUUUGCAGAGAAAGUUGAGGGAGCUUCAAGGGUGUGUGUGUGUCAUUAACGUAGCAAUAAAAAGCACUGAUCUCCUUGUCCCUCCUUGUCCCGUUGGAAACCCGCUGUGAAGAAGGAGGUUUAGACGAGCACUUUAUUUAAAUCAACUCUCAAGCGUAAGCUGCAAGCCGGCCCUUGAUCCCAUGCCCCAUAGCUCCUUGUCCACCAGUCACGAAUUUGGUGCCUGUUUAGGGUUUUGAUGGGUUUUACCAGCUGCGUCUAUAGAAGAGAGUUGCAGAUUUUCUUCUCCAGCAGAAAGUGACAACUUAUGUCGCUGCCACCAGUUGCAGGGCUUUUCCCAGGAAUAGGCCCAUAGCUCCCGGUCUUGAUAGCUCAGAGCACAGGCUGGGGGCCGCUGGGUGCGAUGCCGGUCUCGCGCGGGCGUGGGCUCGGUGCCAGGCCCUCCGUCCGCUGCCUUGCACCUGCUCAGGCCCCACUACCAAAGUGGCAUGGACACACUGGCGCCGCUGUGUUCUUGCAAGGCAAACUCAGGUCCCCUCCGGGCCGUUCCUUUCAGCAUCCCUGUUGUACGUGGGAGGGGGCAUCAGGAAAACCUCGACCCGCUCAGGUCACCCGGCUUCCCACUGACAGAUUAGCCUCGUAGGGUUUCCCUCCCUUGCCUCCCAAUGUCACUUCAAAGCUACAUUUAAAAAAAAAAAAAAAAAAAAAAGGAAAGGGUUUCCUGGGUAUGGGGGCAGGUCUGGCCUGACGAUCGGGUGUGGUGACGAACGUGCCGGACAGCGAUCAUAUUGCUUGGUAGCACUUUAAACACAGAUCCCGCUCCUAUACUAAACUGUGGAAGAUGUGGCCGCCACGGGAACGGUCUUUGAAAGAAAUAAACGUGCACGUGGAACACGAAA